ACUCAUUUCUCAGCGCUCAUCGCUUGAAACCCUAGAGGACAUAGAGGAAAAUGCUCCUCUGCGCAGAUGCCGAACCCUGUCGGGUUCACCACGACCAAGGAGCUUCAAAAAGGUCCACUUCAUAAAGAACAUGAAGCAACAUGAUAUGUGCAAUGGAAGGAUAGUCCUUGUCAGUGGCAGAAGAUCCUUCUAUAGUGUUUUUUCUGUCCUGCCCUAUCGAGAUUGUAGCCAAACAGGGGAUGUAAAGCUGGAAGGAGGGCGUCAGCGGCACCCGUCAGGAGGCGUCAGUGCCAAGGAGAUGGUGAUUGGGCUGGAGGGAGUGGAGUUGGGAGCAGACGGAAAGACUGUGUCCUACACACAGUUCCUGUAUCCCACUAACGUGCUGGGUGGUCGAAGAAACACCAUCGACUCCACCUCGUCCUUCUCUCAGUGUCGUAACGCCAGCCACCGCAGCCUCAGUUUGGGUCGAGCCAACAGCAACCAGAGCAGCCUAGACACAGGGAAUGAUUUCGGGGACUUCCGGGAGUACGACCCUAAUCUGUUGGAUGACCCGCAGUGGCCUUGUGGAAAACACAAGAGAGUCCUCAUCUUCCCCUCCUACAUGACUACAGUCAUUGAAUACGUCAAACCCUCGGACCUCAAGAAGGACAUGAACGAAACCUUCAAGGAGAAAUUUCCCCACAUAAGGCUCACCCUCAGCAAGAUAAGGAGCCUGAAAAGGGAGAUAAGAAAGCUGGCCCAGGAUGAAUGUGGUUACGAGGAACCAACAGUGGCCAUGGCGUUUGUCUACUUUGAAAAACUCGUUCUUCAAGGCAAACUAAACAAACAGAAUCGUAAACUCUGUGCCGGAGCUUGUGUCCUCCUAGCAGCCAAGAUCGGCGGUGAUCUCAAGAAACAUGAGGUUAAGCACCUGAUAGAUAAAUUGGAGGAGAAGUUCAGAGUAAACCGCAGAGAGCUGAUAGCCUUCGAAUUCCCUGUCCUGGUGGCUUUGGAGUUCAACCUGCACCUGCCAGAACACGAGAUCAUGCCCCACUACAGACGCCUGCUGCAAACCUCCUACCAUUCCUGAUCCUCUGCUUUCCGUGGUCUCCGUUCUCCCUGCCCUCUUCUCGUCUCUUACACCUUCAAGGUACCGUCACUCAAUUUCAGGCAAUCAUCAUUAUCAACAACACUGCCGUUCAUCUCAAAGACCUGAAGUCAGCCAAAGGGACACGUUUUUAAACCAACUUUAUUCCAUUUUUUCACUUCUGUAUUCAUCUUCACUACAUGGACUGAAAAAAAAAGUUUUAACGUCUGCCAACAAGCUUUUCUAGUUUGGAUCUUUCAGCAUUUCAUCUUUGGAUAUUUUAGACUCUCUUGUUGAUUAAGAGAGGGGUUUUUUCUGUUUUGAAGCAGAUGGUGAACUUUUAUUUCUCAGUUAAAGGAACCAGUAAUUGCAACAUAUCCACCUUUUCACUAAUCCCAUUCGUGUAAACUUAGGUAUGAUUGGUCGCCUCCUGGCCUGCAUAAAAUUUAAACAAAAGCCUUUACAGUGGCUGGUUUUGACUGGACUGUUAUUCCUCAGAGUGACUCAUCAUCUCAGUCAUCGUCUGGAUAUUGCGAGACAUGGCCAAGGGGGACUUUUUUUUUUUUCCAAACUUCUAAUGAGCUUGGGAACUAACCGUGAAAAAUAAGCUGUGCUCAUAAAUACCAAACAUAUUUGUUUUUCUCUCAUCGCUUCUUCAGUUUUCUAGUCACAACUAUCUGCAUGAAAAGAAAUGACUGUUUGUUUGUACAUGGGUAAUUGCAGACAACAUGAGAAUAUUUUCAUUGAAGUAUUCUAUUCAUUUUUCUACCAGUCAAAUGCUUGCUAUGGACUUCUGGAGACUUAUCAGUGUCGAAUUUCCUGUGCUCUAUGUUAGAGUGUAUUGCUAGCACAUUUACUGUGCUGUAAUGGGGUCAAGAUGGUUGAUGUAGAACAAAAAAAAUGCCAUUAUCCAGUGAUCAGGGUUACCAGCAGGAUGGCAGCAGGGUGCUCUAGUUUUGAGAGAGAACCCUGAGCAUGCAAGUGAAAACCCCGACAGUAAUUAGGGCUGUAGUGUCCUUUAGCGAGACACUAAGUCCCCUGAAAAUCUAAAUGAGAUUCCUACAGGGAUCAAUAGCAGAUCAAACAUUUGCAUUGAACUUUAAUUGGCAUUUGCUGAUUUGAAAUCUGAGACAACUUUAAAAACACUGAAAAUUAACAAGAAUACCCUGUGAACAGUGUAAAAAGUAUUAUUCCAUUUAUUCAACAUUUAUCUCAACUUUCUUUUCCUUGCCUAGUCUCGUACAGUAUCAGAGUAUUGAGGCCACCAAAUCAGGAACCUACAGUAGGCCUAUUUGAAAAUAAUAUUUAAUGUUGCUCCAAGUAUUGAUGAUAUUUGAUGACAAGACUUGAACCAAAUUGUAAUAUGAAAAGGGUGGACUGUACUGAAAAAAUACUGAGCUUGGUUUAGUUUGCAAGCCCAGAGAUUUCACUGUGAGAUGCAAACUAAACGCGCUGUAAGGAAAGGUUCAUGGGUGACACAUUUCCUGUAUGUUUGUAAAUAAAUAGCUUUGCUCGAUCAAUCAAAACAAGCUUCUUACAUUAUUUUACCUGAAUCUAGUCUUUUAUGAGCAACCAAAAAUGGCAUGGCUCUGCUGUUGGAUUUGCUUGGUCAGUCAGAGGUCACACUUAUUGCAUGCUUAAAAUGCUUCUUCCUCUCAGUUCAGUUUUAUUUG
Messenger RNA from Monopterus albus (swamp eel), 2739 nucleotides. RefSeq names its product Cdk5 and Abl enzyme substrate 1 (gene cables1). NCBI's taxonomy places the organism in Eukaryota, Metazoa, Chordata, Actinopteri, Synbranchiformes, Synbranchidae. Gene Ontology annotation, biological process: regulation of cell cycle; nervous system development. The record is from RefSeq and is a predicted model, not a curated record. The transcript has 10 exons. Gene Ontology annotation, cellular component: cytosol. The coding region runs from base 131 to 1069 and encodes 312 amino acids.